CCAGACUGUAUUUAAACUCUUGUGUGGAGGUUCUAGUCUCUAAUGUCCCUCUCUGUCCUCAGUCUUUGUGGCUGUGGUCUGUCCCCUCACAGCUGUGGUCCUCUGGCCUCAGUCCUCAGCUCCUCCAGUCUCACACAUCUGGAUCUCAGUCACAACGACCUCCAGGACUCAGGAGUGGAGCUGCUGUGUUCUGGACUGAAGAGCGCCCCCUGCAGCCUGGAGACGCUCAGGCUGUCUGGAUGUCUGGUCUCAGAGAGGGGCGGGGCUGCUCUGGCCUCAGCUCUGAGCUCCGCCCCCUCCCACCUCAGAGAGUUGGACCUGAGCUACAACCAUCCAGGACCCUCAGCAGAGCUCCUGACCGCUCUACGGGACCAGCGCCCCCUGCUGUCUGUCAGGUUGGAUCCUGCUGGAGAGUGUUGGAUGGUCCCAGGUCCCAGAAAAUACUCCUGUGAGUUCUCUCUGGAUCCAAACACAAUUCACAGAAAACUCAAACUGUCUGAGGACAAACAGAGAGUCACCUGGGAGAAAGAGGAGCAGCUGUAUCCAGAUCAUGAGGACAAAUUCACAGACCUGACUCAGGUCCUGAGCUCCACUGGCCUGAGGGGGCGCUGUUACUGGGAGGUGGAGUGGAGAGGGGAGGUCGAUAUAGCAGUGGGUUACAGAAGAAUCAGACGGAGAGGAGCAGGAAAGGAGAGUAAGUUUGGAGAAAAUGAUCAGUCCUGGAGUCUACAGGUCAAUUAUGGACGAUACAGCAUCAAACACAACAACAAACGAAAAUACAUCUCUCCACAAGGACUUUCAUCAGAACAGGUUGUGCUCUCUGGCAGAGUGGGUGUGUUCCUGGACACUGAGGCUGGAUCUUUGUCCUUCUAUGAGGUCCUCUCUGAUGGAAAACUGAUCCAUCGCUACACCUUCACCUCCUCCUUCACUGAGCCUCUGUUCCCUGGGUUCAGACUGUGGUGGAAUGACAGUUCAGUGUCUGUGGCUGAAAGUGAAAACACAGUGACAUAAAAGAAGGACUCUGUGUAACUUUAUGACUUUGUGAAGUGUGUGUGGUGGGG
Molecule: messenger RNA, 1061 nt
Organism: Boleophthalmus pectinirostris (great blue-spotted mudskipper)
Lineage: Eukaryota; Metazoa; Chordata; Actinopteri; Gobiiformes; Gobiidae
Product: stonustoxin subunit alpha-like
Exons: 4
Coding region: 43-1011 (322 amino acids)
Molecular function (GO): protein binding
Source: RefSeq, a predicted model, not a curated record